Messenger RNA from Macadamia integrifolia, 1051 nucleotides. RefSeq names its product small polypeptide DEVIL 17-like. The transcript has a single exon. NCBI's taxonomy places the organism in Eukaryota, Viridiplantae, Streptophyta, Magnoliopsida, Proteales, Proteaceae. Gene Ontology annotation, biological process: negative regulation of cell population proliferation. Bases 261 to 428 code for a protein of 55 amino acids. The record is from RefSeq and is a predicted model, not a curated record.
CAAUCUUCGCUUUCACAAGCCCCUCUCCCCCAAAAUAAAAGAGUGAACUCUGUGGGCCUAUUUCAAGCAAGCCAACCAUGAUAAUUCAUUCUUAUCUCUACCAGGAGACCCCCCCAACCUCCCCUAAGAAUAUUAAACUUCCUCCAAAGCUCCCAUAGCUCUCAUUAAACCCAUAUCAAGAUCUCAAUUCUCUUCACGUACCAUAUACUCUCUCUCUCUCUCUCUCUCUCUCUUCCAGAUGUGAGAGGCCCUGAAGGAACAUGGGUCAGUGUUAUUCUGCAACAUCAGCAAACGAACAACACUCAGAGGAGGAUUCCAGCUUAAGGAAGAGAUGCCUUGCAAAGGCAAAGGAGCAGAGGUCUCGAUUCUACAUUAUCAGGAGAUGUGUGGUGAUGUUACUGUGCUGGCAUGAGUAUGGUGAAUAUUAGGGUUUGGUCAUUCAUGGUGGAAAUGGUGAACACCCCAGUCAAAGGUGAUAUGAGUUGUUCCAUGGAAGCCAUUUCUUUUUUUCUUCCCAAACAACAUAUUAUUGGCCUUUUUCUGGUUAGAAUUUUGAUAAUACCCAAAUGAAGUCAGAGAGUGAUGAUCAGUACUGUGGGAACAGGAUUUUCACGUGAGAACAGUAUUAAAGGAGAAAAAGGAAAAAGAUCACAGUGGAGAAGAUGGGAGGGCCAAUUGUUUGCAUUUUAUUACUGUAAUUAAGAACCUGUAUUUAGGGUUAGCAGUUCUGGUUUUCCAGAAAGAGGAGAAGAUUUUUAGGGUUUUCUUGCUUCACAAAGUGGUUGCUGGUGCCCUUGGCAAUUAUUUUGAUGGAGAUGAGAAUUGUGGGGGGUUUUCUUUUUUCUUCUCUUUGGGGUUAUGUCUUUCAAUGUCUUUAAUGUGCUUGCACGGGUGACAGGCUGACAGCCCCACCUCCAUUGAAGAUGUUUCUUCAGAUGUAUAUAUGGUAGCCUCCCAACUAUUAGUUGACUAGUCCUCCAGAUGUUCAUCAAUCUUUCUUUGCUUUAGUCCUUUCAUGAAAGACACAAGACUUAAUGAUCUUUUGUUUUCA